Molecule: messenger RNA, 672 nt
Organism: Echinococcus granulosus
Lineage: Eukaryota; Metazoa; Platyhelminthes; Cestoda; Cyclophyllidea; Taeniidae
Exons: 6
Coding region: 1-672 (223 amino acids)
Source: RefSeq, a predicted model, not a curated record
AUGAUACUUUAUUUUGCCCCAAGAAGAAGGCAAAAUUUUAAUUGUGAAGCAAUGUGGAUUUAUGAACGUAACUUUUUACAAUUGGUGUGGGUUCGAACUCUUCUGGUGUUAGGCUUCCUUUUUUUCGCCAAGACGAUUUUUCGUCGGAAUUUGUCGAAGCCUUUUCUUAUACUAAAGUCAGAGCACAAAAAUCUGAAUUACCUCUAUAGUUGCUUAUUAGUAAAAAAUCUCCAGAACUUAGUAGCAGAAAUAAUUCUUAAUUUUUCGGAAAACUACUUCAAUUCUGUAUGUGAUUUCUAUUUAUGCUUUAUUACUAAACCAAGCCUUAUUCGGGGGGAGAAAUUAAAACGUGUUUUGCGCAUGAAUACGUUCAAUGAGGAGGCACGAAAACGACUUGUUAAAAAGUAUUUUUCGUGGUUAGUAAAAGUGAAGAUUGGUCCAAGAACUGCCUUUUCCAUCUAUAAGCACUUACCUAGCGCCAUUCUCAUUGGUCACGAGUUAUGGACAUGCUUGAUGCAAAAUUUAAGGAUCAGAGAAGAAGUGACACUGGAACUUUUUCGCUGUCACGAUAUGAAGGUAAUAAAUGGUGAUCAACUAGAAGAUUUUGCAUUAAUUCAGAAUUUUCCUAUCAUAAGAAAAUUACACAGAAAGUGUUUAAUAAUUGAACCAUAG